Messenger RNA from Phalaenopsis equestris, 1668 nucleotides. RefSeq names its product receptor-like cytosolic serine/threonine-protein kinase RBK1. Gene Ontology annotation, biological process: protein phosphorylation. Gene Ontology annotation, molecular function: ATP binding; protein kinase activity. The record is from RefSeq and is a predicted model, not a curated record. Lineage: Eukaryota; Viridiplantae; Streptophyta; Magnoliopsida; Asparagales; Orchidaceae.
AGCUCGGCGAAGAUGAACACCAGAAGCCCUUUUUUGGAUUUGAAAAAGUUACAGAAGAAAACAAAGAAAACUCCAAAACGGAAUCUGAAGAGAACAGCACAGAUGGCUCAUGUCAAAGCUCUCCAAGAGGAGUUUUAGAGAUUCCUACCUCAAGCAUUCAUUCUGACACUGCAAGCAGCAACGAUUCUUCUUCCUCCAUUGAUAGAUCUCUGAGUCCUGAAGGGACUGUGCUAGAAUGUCACAGCUCACAAUGGAGGAAUCUGAUCGGCGGGCUGUUGCAGAGGAAGAAGAGAAACAUCAUGAGGCUGUCGACCUUCCCGCCGGCCAUGAAAGCUUCGUGCUUGGAGAGGAAGUGCUUGGGAAUGUUUCAGAGCGGUGAAGAACAACCCAAGGGAGGAUUAGUUCAGCUGGAGAUUCCGAUGAGGAAGCCAUGUUGGAGGAAUUUCGACCUGCAGGAGCUUGUGGCGGCUACUGAUAACUUCAGUCAUGAGAAUUUAAUUGGAAAGGGAGGGCAUGCAGAGGUGUACAAAGGCCGUCUCCCUGACGGCCAAUUCGUGGCCGUCAAGAGGUUAACUAAGAAGGAGAAAGAAGAAGAGAGAACCGGUGAUUUCUUAUCGGAGCUCGGAAUCAUUGCCCAUGUGACUCACCCAAAUGCUGCACAACUAGUGGGAUUUGGUGUUGAGGGUGGCUUGCAUAUGGUUCUCCAAUUCUCUCCGCAUGGAAGCUUGGCUUCCGUACUUCACGGUUCGAAGGAGAGGCUCAACUGGAAGGUGAGGUUUGAUAUUGCAUUGGGGAUAGCAGAAGGGCUUUGCUAUCUUCAUGAAGGUUGCCAAAGGCGCAUUAUCCAUAGAGACAUCAAAGCCUCCAACAUUCUCCUCACUCAGGACUAUCAACCUCAGAUCUCAGACUUUGGGCUGGCAAAAUGGCUUCCAGACAAAUGGACUCAUCAUGUUGUGUUUCCCAUUGAAGGCACAUUUGGAUACAUGGCUCCUGAGUAUUUCAUGCAUGGGGUGGUGAAUGAGAAGACUGAUGUCUUUGCAUUUGGGGUUUUGCUGCUUGAGCUCAUAACUGGCAGAAGAGCAGUUGAUUCCUCCAGAAGAAGCCUUGUGAUAUGGGCGAAGCCAUUUCUGGACGCCAAAGAUUUCAAAGGCCUCACAGAUCCUUCAUUCGGAGAGGACUCUGAUUCCGAACAACUGAAGCUCGCAAUCUCAGUCGCCACAAUCUGCAUUCAUCAAAUCUCUACUUCCAGACCGAGUAUGAGUGCAGUGGUUCGGAUUCUGCGGGGAGAAGAAGGAACGCAGGAGUUUAAUGGAGGAGAUUUGAGGCCGAAAUAUGCGUGCGAAUUCGAAGAUUAUACUUGCUCUAGGUAUCUGAGUGAUCUCCACCGGCACAAGCAGCUGGCUUUGGAGCAGUGAGGAGGUUUAGAUGUAAGGGGGAGUUCUGUAAAGGUUAAAUUUGUUUGGGGUAUUUUUGCAAAUUGAAGAGUUUGCAGAUUUGGAGCCUCUCUCUCGCGAUUUAAGAGGAGAUGAGCGGAGUUCUUAGCUCUUUAUAGCUAAAAAAAAAGAGAGAUUUGUGGGAACAUGAAUAUAAAUUAUGAUGGAUGAGCUUUAAGAUUUGCUUUAAAAUUAGUGUCGCUUAAUGAGUAUUUGUAUUCUAUUAAUCUUUAAG